Messenger RNA from Mizuhopecten yessoensis (Yesso scallop), 923 nucleotides. RefSeq names its product R-spondin-1-like. Lineage: Eukaryota; Metazoa; Mollusca; Bivalvia; Pectinida; Pectinidae. The coding region runs from base 104 to 715 and encodes 203 amino acids. The record is from RefSeq and is a predicted model, not a curated record. The transcript is spliced from 5 exons.
UACGUCAGGCAUUAUCUAUAAAUGUGGACAUUAUAAACCCACGUCGUAAAGAUAAGAUCAGUUGAAGCUAGGUCGUUUUGAUUAGCCUAUAGAUCGCCUAACAAUGGCUUGUACAUCGCUACUAUUGGUUAUUUUUGGAAUUUCCUUGCUCCACACUUCAAGAGGAUUCUUAGCAUCAGCUAACGAGACAGUGAUAACUGAAACAAACGCCGGGUCUGGCUCGUGCCCUGUCCAUUGUAAAAUAAAGCCUUGUGUCGCACAGGUGGGAUGUUCUCUCUGCGAAAACGGUUUCUGUCUACACUACCAACGGAACGGAACCUCAACUUUAGGAAUCUGUUUGGCAUCCUGUCCAUCAGGUUUCUAUUGCGAACAAUUCCGGUUUUCAAUCUGCAGAGCUUGCAAGGACACGAAUUGUGAUACCUGUGAUUCUCGCGGAAAAUGCACGAAGUGUAAAAUUGGUUUCUCUCUUAUGGCCAGCGACAGCACCUGCCAAGUCGCCGCUACAACUCCCUCCUUGACCACCGCUACAAAAACUGCGGAUUCUACUUCAACUGACGCCAUGACGUCAUCUACUGAUAUAAUGUCGACGAUGGGCCAGGCAAUGUCUGCAUCAACACCGAAGGAUACGACAACAAAGCAAGCUGAAAUGACUACGACAGAUUCGAUGACGUCAGUAAAAAUGGUUUCAGGGGCGGCGGGGCCUCUCGUUGGCUAAUACAAUCUCUUUAAACAUGUUGCACAAAGACAUACACUUUGGAGUGUCUAUUUCAAUAAGUCAUGGUACCUAUAAAGCAAAAAUGUUGUUUUUCUAUUAAAGAUUGUGUUGAUAUUAUACAAUUUUUAAUGUCUAUCUUUUGGUACUAAAUGUACUAAACACACAAUGUUAUCAGAUUGUUGGACUAAAAAACCACUCAAUAGUCUUA